AUGCCAUCGCCGACGCUCAGACUGCGCCCGGGCGGCCCAGCAGACGUCGAGGACAUGUGCGAGGCGGUCCUCGACGCCUUCUCGGGCAACACGGUCGGCCGCACGUUCUUCCCCCGCAACUCAGCGUCCGCGCGCAGGUUCUGGCUGGACGCGCUGGCGGAGGAGGUCCACGACCCGAACGCGCGCUUCGUCGUCGUCGAGGACACGGUCGCAUCGCCCCCGGCCCUGGUCGCAUUCGCCAAGUGGAACGCGCCGCUGCCGCCUGGCACGCCGCAGCCUCCACUUCCCGGGUGCUGGCCGGCGGACGAGGACCCGGCGCUCGCGGGGGUCUUCUUCGGGAGGCUGGCGGGUAUGCACGAGGGGAUCAUGGGGGAUAGGCCGCAUUGGUACCUGGAGAUGAUUGUGACGAGGGGGAUGUACCAGGGGCAAGGUGCUGGUAGCAUGUUGAUGCGGUGGGGUGUCGAGAGGGCCGAUGAGGAGGGUGUUGAGUGUUACUUGGAUGCCACACCCGAGGGGAAGCACCUGUAUGAGAGAUUCGGCUUCAAGGAUGAAGCAACGUUGUGUUUCUUCAACGAGACGUAUCGGCACUCUUUCAUGGUUAGAGGGGUGACGAGAAAGACUCCCAGAGUUGAGACUGCCUAG
Molecule: messenger RNA, 642 nt
Organism: Diaporthe citri
Lineage: Eukaryota; Fungi; Ascomycota; Sordariomycetes; Diaporthales; Diaporthaceae
Exons: 1
Coding region: 1-642 (213 amino acids)
Molecular function (GO): acyltransferase activity, transferring groups other than amino-acyl groups
Source: RefSeq, a predicted model, not a curated record